AUGAGAUCGAAACCACGCCCUGCAACAGUACACGACCUAGAUGCCAGCGAUAACCCUAUUCUGCAUACGAGGAAAUCUGCAAAAAUCGACAGAAAAAAGUCAUCCAAGCCAUCUCGAAAACAGACCAAGCAAAUGAAUGAGGGUAUCUCAGAUUGCAUUAUCGGCGAGUCGAUCUAUAAAGGUUCGAUCGCAGAAUUAGUGGAAUGCCGCGGUCAAAAUACCGGCAUUCCCCUUACUAUCUUCACUCGAAGUCAGGACACCAGUCCGGAGCGCAAUGAAGUGCUGGGUUAUAAAUUCAGAAAGGUAUUCGUUUCUGACGAUCCGAAUAUUCUGGAUGCCAAUGCGACCUAUGCCCCAAUUACGGUAUUCAUAGCCAAACCUGACGAAGAACAAUGCGAUCCCAGUAUAUACGUCGAGCAGCGGGUGUUUCAGUGCGGACAGGAGAAGAUCGUAGUCCACGAACUCAAAUUCAAGGGCAAGGUCCAGGUCGAAAAGGAAUACCUCUUCAAAGGAUGCGGUGAUGAAGACCUCAACCUCGGAAAGCGGGAUCUCAGACUCAAGAUCCAAACACUUGAGCAGCAUAUCUUCAACAGUUACAUGCAACGGGCAAGUUACUAUGGCUACGAUAUAAAAGAUUGCAUCUGGCUCAAUGAACACACUAUUUGUAGUGGACUCGCCCAUACGGUUCAGCGUUGUGACGGAUUGCCCCCUUAUCAGAUAUCUUUCAACCCCGAAGAUCUUGAGAUUCUUCUGGAUGCGAAGCUCAAGAGACCGACUUUGACAAGUGACGCGUCUGGUGAGGGGUUGGAGCUUCUGAGAUUACGCUUCAAAGGGCAGGGAAAGCAUACGGAGGAUAAUGGGCAUGCGGGGGAUCUCUUCCUUAGGGUUAUGUACAAGUCUUCUUCCUAG
Penicillium arizonense is the source of this 909-nucleotide messenger RNA. RefSeq lists its product as uncharacterized. Bases 1 to 909 code for a protein of 302 amino acids. The record is from RefSeq and is a predicted model, not a curated record. The transcript has 3 exons. Lineage: Eukaryota; Fungi; Ascomycota; Eurotiomycetes; Eurotiales; Aspergillaceae.